UCGCGAGACACACGUGGGUCUUCUCUCGGGCCAGUCUCAGACAGCGAGUCCCCGUGCACAGCCAGCGCAGCAUGAAAACCUCGACCCUGGGGCCGAGCCCCGGAACCGCGAACAUGGAGGAGGACGGGGACAUGGAGGAAGGUGGCCAGGAGGGAGACUUCACUCUGGAAGAGGUGCUGCGUUUAGGAGGCACCAAGCAUGACUUCGUCAUGCUGGCAGGUCUGGAGGAGGUGGAUGAGUUGGUGGAUGGUGGGAAGAAAGCGGGUGUCAUUGAUGAUCUGGAAGAUGGAGAACUGCAGGCUUUCAUUAACAAGUUGGGGUUACCCAAAUUAUCCAUGGCUGUUGCAAAGGAGGAUGAGACAGAAGCAGAGGGGGAAGAGAAAGAGACACAGGCUGGCCCAGGGAAGACCAAACCAAAGAAAGGUCAGAAAACAGAAGCCGACACAGAAUUAAAUAAAGAGUCCGAAAAAAAAGCAAAGAAAAAGGCUAAGAAGAAAGAAGCGAGUACAUCCACUGCCUCCAAAACCAAAGGGAGGCCAACAUUUGAAUUUAUUGAAAGGACACUAUUGCUUAUUAAACCAGGUGGAAAAUGGUAUGACCACGAGUACACGAAAGAAUAUAGUUCGCAGCCUCAAAAUGCAGAAGACGUAAACAAAUAUAAAUCUUUGGCUGAAAAGCUGUAUGAACAUGAAGUGAUCCUGUAUAAAACUAAGAAGGAACACCGGAAAGGAGCAAACUCUGCUUGGAUGAAUACUGUGGUAUCUACCGGCACAAUUCCUGAUAGAAUGGCAGCCAUGACAGUACUCCUUCAAGAUGCACCCAUACACACAGUUCGAUUACUGGAAAACCUACUGAACAUGUUAAGGAAGAAGGGUAGCAAACGCCAGAACCUAAUGGCAUUGGACACUUUUAAAGAUCUGCUUCUCUCAGAUCUUUUGCCUGACAACCGCAAACUCUUUGCAUUUGAAAAUCAUCCUUUUGACAAGCUGGAAGAAAUGUCCAGUGGCAACAGGGAUGCAAGAGAUCGGAGACUCGUACUGUGGUAUUUUGAAGAACAGCUGAAGAAGCAAGUAGUGGAGUUUGUGAAAGUCCUCGAAGGCUUAUCACAUGACCAAUUGUUUGCAACCAAGGCAAAGGCGUUGAAUGUGGCUCAUGAGCUUCUCUGCAAUAAGCCAGAAGAGGAGAAAACUCUCCUAGUACUGCUGGUUAAUAAACUAGGUGAUCCUCAAUACAGAAUUGCCACCAAAGCUUCCUAUUUGCUUGAAGUAUUGCUUAACAAGCAUCCAAACAUGAAAGUCGUUGUUUGCCUAGAAAUUGAAAGGCUGCUGCAUCGCCCCAAUGUAAGUGAAAAAGCGCAGUAUUACGGAAUCUGCUUUCUAAACCAAAUCAUGUUCUCACACGAAGAAGCCGACUUGGCAAAUCAACUGAUAACGUUGUAUUUUUGUUUUUUCAAGUCAUGCAUUAAAAAAAAGGAUAUUGAUUCUAAAAUCCUUCGGGGUCUAUUGACUGGCGUUAACAGAGCUUAUCCGUAUGCAAAUAUUGGGAGUGAAAAAGUUAAAGAGCAGUUGGAUACACUUUUCAAAAUUGUACAUGUUGUCAACUUUAAUACAGGGGUGCAAAUUCUCAUGUUGCUCUUUCAAGUCAUGGACUCUCAACAAACAGUGUCAAAUAGAUACUAUGCAGCACUGUACAAAAAGCUACUGGAUCCUGGCCUGUCACAGGGUUCAAAGCAGACCAUGUUUCUUAAUCUUCUCUUCAAGUCUAUGAAAGCAGAUGUUGUACUGAGGCGAGUGAAGGCAUUUGUGAAGAGACUGUUACAAAUCACCUGUUGUCAAAAGCCAUCGUUUGUCUGUGGAGCCUUAUAUCUAAUCUCAGAGAUUAUAAGACUUAAACCAGGUUUGAAAGUUCUGCUUCAAGAAAACGGGGAAGAGGAUGAUGAAGAACAUUUCUGCGAUGCACCAGAUGAGGAAGAUGAUGAGCAAGAACAGAAGAAAACCUUGACAUCUCCAACGAAAGAUAAUGCUGGUUCAUGGAUACACCAGCAAACGCUCCAAGGUUUAAAAAAUGCCAAUACUUAUGAUCCCCUUAAUAGAAACCCAUUAUUUUGUGGAGCCGAUAACACCAGUCUUUGGGAACUCAGGAAGCUUUCUGAUCAUUUUCAUCCAACGGUGGCCAUGUUUGCAAAAACCAUCUUGGAGGGAAAUCCAGUUCAAUAUACAGGUGACCCUUUGCAAGACUUCACACUGAUGAGAUUUUUGGAUCGUUUUGUGUAUCGUAAUCCAAAAUUGCCAAAAGUAGGAGAAAAUCGUGGCUACCUAAUGCAUCAAAAGAAGAAGUUGUACAUGACUGAACAGAGGCAACUUGUUAACAGUGCUGAGUUUCUUGAAAAGGAAGAAACGGAAAUACCUGUAGAUGACGUAUUCUUUCACAGAUACUUUAAAAAGGUAUCAAAAGACCAAAAGAGGGUUAAACGAGAUGAAGACGAAGGUAGCAUAGAAGAUGUAGAUGAUGAUGAAUUUGAUCAGAUUCUCGAUACAUUUGAAGGGGACAGUUUUUACAACGGGAACACUGAUCCUGCUGAUCUUGAUUUUGCUGGUAAUGUCAAACCAGACAAGAAAACUGGAAAGAAGUCCACAGAAGAAGAGAAUUCUGACUCAGAUUGGGAUGUUGAUGCUGAAGACGAAGAUGAAGAAGUCUCUUUGGGCAGUAUGUGUGAGGAAGAUUUUGAAGAUGAAUCUGGUGGACUUUUUAUGGAUCCUUCAGAUAAUGAUGAGGAUAAAAAACCAGAGGCACAGAAAGCAAAGAAGAGAAAGGUAAAGAAUGAGGACGUGUUUGCCGUUGCAGAGGAGUUUGGUGACAUCUUGGAUGAAAAUUCUGGCUCAAAAUUAAAUAAUAUUGGGAUAAACGCAGUGGCCAAUAGGGACAAUUCAAGUGUCAAGCAACUCAAGUGGGAAUCAGAUAGAGAUAACUGGCUGAAUGAUCGACAUUCUAGAGGCAUCAAAAAGAAAAGAUUUGGCAAGAAGAAGAUAUAUAAAAAAGUGAAAACUUAAAUGUGCCGCUUUCUAUGUAUUUAACAGUAAUGUAUUUUUUGAAAGACA
This is a messenger RNA of Pelobates fuscus (common spadefoot toad), 3098 nucleotides long. It is a transcript of the gene CEBPZ, whose product is annotated as CCAAT enhancer binding protein zeta. Gene Ontology annotation, cellular component: nucleus. The record is from RefSeq and is a predicted model, not a curated record. Bases 72 to 3050 code for a protein of 992 amino acids. The transcript has a single exon. Lineage: Eukaryota; Metazoa; Chordata; Amphibia; Anura; Pelobatidae.